AUGCUCGCCCCAUCCCUCGCCAGCGCGCGAGUGGUCGAUGUUCGAUCAUCGACGCGUCGCGCGCGCGCGUCGCGCGCGUCCGAAACGCGUGUCGUCGCCAACGUCGGACGAAUCAUCAACGUCAAGAGCUCUACAGGGUUAGGGCAGCUCUGCGCCGGAGCCGCGACGCGUCGCUCGACGAUCGUGUUCGCCGGCAACGACGUCCCGACGCCCGAGGACGAAAAGGCGCGAUUUGUGCCCGCCCACGAACGCAAGACGCUGUCGAAGAUCUUGCCGGAACAGCUCCUGGAAGGAGGGGUGUCGCUCGCGGACGCUCCGGCUGAGUGGGCGAACUCAUUCACGGGGUUCCUAGGGUUCGAAUUCAUGUCGGUGCGCACGCAAAAUUUCCCCGGUUUGCGCGUGCUGAACAUCGACCCACCGAUUUUCACCGUGGACGAUUUCCUGAGCAAGGAUGAGUGCGAUGCGCUGGUGGCGAGCGCGGAGGCGAGCGGAGGGCUGGCGGUGAGCGCCAUUGGCGGGGCGGAGAACGAAAACAUUCGAACGUCUCGGACGGUCGCUCUGAACUCGCACGGGUUGGAGAACCAUCCAAGUAAGAAGGCUAUUUUAAGUCGCGCUGAGUACUUGUUGCCGCAGGUAGAGGGGUUGAGCAAGACAGAGGACGCGUUUCGGGCGCCGCAGGCGGGUGAAUCCAAGUGGUCGUUUGAGCUCCCGCAGGUGGCGCAUUACUCCGGCGGGGAGUACUUCAAGGCGCACGAGGACAGUUUCCCCAUCAACAUUGCCGCCGAGAAGGGAUACCAACGCCGAGCGACUAUCUUGGUGUACCUGAACGACGUUGAGAAGGGGGGCGCGACGCGUUUCGAGCACCUCGACGUCGAAGUGCAACCAAAGAGAGGGAAGGCGCUCGUCUUCUUCCCAUCCUCCGCGGCGUGCAUGAACGACGCUCGUACGUUACACACAGCGACGUCCGCAGAGGAUGGGCACGAGAAGUGGGUGAGCCAGCUCUGGAUCGCGUCCAGCACCCCGCCGGUGCCGACGCCCGAGGAGCUCGAGGAGCACAACAAGCAAAAAGCAGCCGCGGCAGAGUACGCCAAGCUCCCGCGAGCGCAGCGGCGGCAGAUGGAGAAGGAUGCGAAAAAGAAAGAAAAAGCCAACAACCGCAAGCGAUGA
This is a messenger RNA of Ostreococcus tauri, 1167 nucleotides long. RefSeq names its product Oxoglutarate/iron-dependent dioxygenase. The transcript has a single exon. Gene Ontology annotation, cellular component: endoplasmic reticulum. Gene Ontology annotation, biological process: peptidyl-proline hydroxylation to 4-hydroxy-L-proline. The record is from RefSeq and is a predicted model, not a curated record. The coding region runs from base 1 to 1167 and encodes 388 amino acids. Gene Ontology annotation, molecular function: procollagen-proline 4-dioxygenase activity; L-ascorbic acid binding; iron ion binding. Lineage: Eukaryota; Viridiplantae; Chlorophyta; Mamiellophyceae; Mamiellales; Bathycoccaceae.